Messenger RNA from Branchiostoma belcheri (Belcher's lancelet), 5810 nucleotides. Its product is annotated as TBC1 domain family member 16-like. Bases 251 to 2950 code for a protein of 899 amino acids. Gene Ontology annotation, cellular component: early endosome. Gene Ontology annotation, molecular function: GTPase activator activity. The record is from RefSeq and is a predicted model, not a curated record. Lineage: Eukaryota; Metazoa; Chordata; Leptocardii; Amphioxiformes; Branchiostomatidae. The transcript has 11 exons. Gene Ontology annotation, biological process: activation of GTPase activity.
UACCGGUCCAGUGGACCAUUCCAGAUUAAUCAUGGCGGGUGUGCGAAUGUGUUUCGUGUCGUCCUCAUCAUUGUCCGCCGUGUUUUGCUAUUUCUGAGCGCUUCUGAGGCCAUGCUGUGAAUACUACAUUGUUGCUACAGACAUCAUGGAGUGCAGUCUCAGAACAUAAGAUGACUGGAUCCAAACUGCUACAUUCCUUAGGAGGCUGACUCCACUGCUAUAGUAUAGGUGUAAGCAAAGGCUUAAAGCCAUGCCGCUGGGGUUUCUGCUAAAGAAGGCUACGGGCAUCCUGGGGCAGCUGGGACUGGCUAACGACCCGACGCGACCGCCCCCGCUAGACGGAGAGAUCAUCUACUGCAAGAACAACGUGUGCGUACAUCCUCCAGGACCGCUCAACGUCAACACUAUUCACCAUCCAGGAUACCUCACGAUCCGUGCUCAAGAUGAUGACGUGCUGGGAUCCACCCUCAUCCUUACCUGGAUCCCCAACACCACCCUGCAGAGGAAGCCCAGUUCCGCCCCCUCCACCCCCAGCACCGGGUCUCCCCCGGGAGAUAAGCCCGGCCCCCCUCCCAGGAAACUCUCACACGACAUUCCAGGAAGCUCCGACAUGGUGACGUCCCACAGGUUACUGGAACAUGCCGACGUCGACCUUGAACCACCGGGAACAAAGAACUCGUCAUGUCUGAGCCUCGACCGUAGCUGCUCAGAUUCAGGGUACGCUGAUGACGCCGUCAGCAAACACAGUAGUGCAAUGUCCGAGCAGCAUCAACAGUUCUAUGAGAAGAUUUUGGGGCAGACCGUUGGAUUAGAGCCUUCCGUGAUGUCUCAGUCCGACACCUGUGCUACUGGUAGCAGAAGGUUAAGCCACAAGUCUGUAGAUAGUGCAAUCUCCUCCAAAAACCAGAGUCCCGUUGACGCUGACGCAAAGACGACGGCGGGUGACAUCAGCAUGUCUUCGGACAGCGAGAGCCUCACCACGGAGACUCAGCUGGCUCUGCUGAUCGCCAGGAACGACUACGAACAAGGGCUGAGAGACGAGCACCAGAUCAAAGGGGAUUCUCAGGCCAGUAGUAAAGGUGUCAAACUCUUACCAUGGCAACUCUCCAAGCACGUCAGACAAGCCCUGCAGACGGACUUUGACAACUCCAGUGUGAGCUCUGACGACACCAGUGCGGGGAAUAGCCCGUGGCCGUCCCCUAAGAAGAAGAUGCCCGAUUACUCGGUAGUCCACGCGAACAAAGAGUUGUGCGACACGGACGUUGAUGAGGAGUUGGAGUCGCCGGGAAACGGGCACAUCCACCGGAGGAUGUCCGACUCCAGCUCGACUUCCAGUACUGACACGGACACGACCCAGGACGGCGACUCUUGCCCCCCCUCCCCAUCAAGCUCCCAACAUGCCACAUCCCCAACUGAGGAAAAGGAGAUACAGAACAGGCUGGAGAGAUCGCUGUCAGACUCCAACCCCGAGGGCUUGGCAGUCACCUAUAACCUCACCUUCCCGGAGAAUUCCGUCAGUUACGUUGACCAGGUGGGGUUGAAGGGGCCCGGCUCAGCGCGGGAGCAACUGUGUGGUGUCUUCUCUGCUGAUUUGGGUCAAAUGAGGUCACUCAGGUUGUUCUUCAAUGAUGGUGAUGGCACUUGUGGUCAGCUGGUGAUUGCCAGCAGGGAGAGUCAGUACAAGAUCCUGCACUUCCACCAUGGAGGACUGGACAGGCUGGCAGAGAUGUUUGAAGACUGGAGACACUGUACACAGGCCAAGGCUAACAAGGGUUUGUCUGACCAGUUCUGUCGGCAGUUCUCCAUUAACCGGCCCAGCGUGACCGCCAUCGAGUGCCACCCAGACGAGGACGUGUACGGGACCAUCACGCCGGAGAUCUGGCAGUCUUACUUCAACGAGCGCGGGCAGGUCGAGGAUGAGGAGAGCUUGAAGAAGGCCAUUUUCUUCGGAGGCCUGGACCCGAGUGUGAGAAAGGAAGCGUGGCCCUUCCUGCUGCACUACUUCUGCUUCCAGUUCACCUCCGAGGGGAGGGAGGAGUACUGUCACCGCAUGUCAGCUGAGUACCAGGCCAUCCAGGACAAAAGACUGUCCAUGUCUGAUGAGGAAAAGGAGCACUUCUGGAGAACCGUGCAGGUAACAGUGGACAAAGACGUGGUACGGACAGACAGGAGUAAUCCAUACUUCAAGGGGGACAACAACCCACACGUGGAGAUCAUGAGGAAGAUCCUGUUGAACUAUGCGUACUACAACCCGUCGAUGGGGUACACCCAGGGCAUGUCUGACCUGCUGGCCCCGGUACUGGUGGAGGUACACGACGAGGCCGACGCUUUCUGGUGCUUUGUGGGACUGAUGCAGAACACCAUCUUUGUCAGCUCUCCCACUGACGCAGACAUGGACAAACAGCUGAUGUACCUACGGGAGCUGUUGAGAGUGAUGCAGCCCAACUUCUACCAACACCUGGUCACCCUGGGGGACGCCAUGGAACUUCUCUUCUGUCAUAGAUGGAUCCUGCUCUGUUUCAAGAGGGAGUUUCCAGAGGCAGAUGCCCUGAGGAUGUGGGAAGCCUGCUGGGCACACUACCAGACAGACUACUUCCACCUGUUCAUCUGCCUGGCGAUCAUUGCCGUGUACGGGGACGAUGUGGUGCAGCAGAAGCUACCGUCAGACGAGAUGCUGCUCCACUUCAGUAACCUGGCCAUGCACAUGAAUGGGGAUGUUGUCUUGAGAAAGGCUCGAGGUUUGCUGCACCAGUUCCGCCUCCUUCCCAGAAUUCCCUGCACCCUCCACGGCCUGUGCAAGACGUGCGGGCCGGGCAUGUGGGACAGCGGGCACGUGCCCACCGUGGAGUGUACGGGGUGUCACAACGAGGACGGCUGCCCCUACGGCGGGACCUCGCCCCAGCACGAGAAACCAAUCACAAAUAAGAUCUUCCCCGAAAAAUUCUUCUAGUAAUAAUUAACUGGACCUAGUCAUGCAAAUCAGUGAAAAAUGAGGUAAUUUAAAGAAUAAGUCUAUUAGUAAUCGGAUCAAGACAUUGAUAGGCUUUAAGCUGAGAAUUAAUUGUGAACUUAUCAUUAUAUAGUUUUUUCUUUUAAGCAGAGCAACAUUAAACCUCAAGCUAUAAUUAUCAUUCUCACAUUAUUCAUCAUUUAGCUAGUAAGUACUUUUAAAAUACCUUUCUCAAAGUUGUAUUGUUUGCAGCAAAAGUCAACAGUGAGAGGGUCAUAGUUUGAUGAAUGUAUAAAAUCAUCUACACUAGAUGCAAUUAUUAGGAGGUAUUUCUUUCACAAGUUUAAUACAUUCCAAAGUCUGGACAUGAAGCAAAGUAAAUCUUAUACUUCACUGUUCAUGAAUGAAAAUAACGUUUUUUUUUUGGUGAAAAAUAAGAAAAUGGGGAUGAAGAGAUAUAACAAUUAUUGUGUCCAUCUAUAAUUGCCCCGAUGAUACCUCUGUCUUUCGUAGGUGAACUUAGUGACAUCAAGGCUUGUAAACUUCUAACACUGAACUCAUCCUUCAAAUGGCUCCCAUUGCUGUGCUGUAUCUGCUUGGUCCUGCUGAAACCACUUUCACAAAUUGGCAACACGAACUGUUGCAGGUUAAUUAAAGCUCUGCGCUGUCCAAAAUAAGUAGCCGUAAGAUUGAUGCUUCUAAGGGAGUUGUCAACCUAAGCUUGUGUUGGAAGGAUCCCAAAAAGGCCUUAAGAGCUACCCAUGGCAUGAGGGAACUUGCCAGGAAAGUUCAUAAGCCAUGGUUGACAGAGCAGUGCUGGCACAGACCAUUAACUAGUCCAGUGAGUACCAACAAGGCUAAGUACAAGUACCGCUGAGAGAACCUUAUAAUGAUGGUACAUGAAUGUGUUCUGUCAGCAGUACUUGUGAACAAAGAGAACUCACAAGAACACAGAAAGUCAGUUUAACUUUAGUCAGUAAUUUUACUGUUCCUUGCCGCUAGUAAAUUGUCACAUAAAGUACAAUGUAUAGAUGUUACUAACUUGCUUAAAGUAAAAUGUAUUUCUAUAUUUGUUAGGGUAUGGCAUAAUGCUACUGUUGUACAAAGAUACAUCAUCAUACAUGUAUCACAUAUUAAUUAACUUGGUAUACUCCAAAAUACAUGUAUUCAGUUGUAAAUUUAUAUCUCAUUUAUUUGACUACUUCUCAUUUGUGUAACCUGAUAGCAUUAUGAAAUGGCUAUGUUUCAUGUAAAUAAUAGACCUAAGAAGUAGGUCGGUACAUGUAUGGUGCUAGUAAACAACAUGCAUUCCCUGUUUAAGCUACAGAACAGAAAGUUUGUGUAAGAAAGUUUUGUUUCAGAUCUGAUCAGUGAUUCAGUUCCAGCAUAUCACUUCAAAAUUGUUGACUACUGUUCUUCUACAUUACUUUGUUAAUUGUUCAUUCAGAUAUCCUUCAUUGUUUUUGCCCCCCUAAAAGCAGACUAAGAAGUAAGAAAUUUUUUGGGAUGUAUGACUUAGUUUCGUCAGUGAAGGUUAGACAUCCAGGUAAUUGAGAUACGCCAAAAAACCGUUACUCAAGCAAGUGGAUAUGACAAAAUCUUAUUCCGUUGCUUGAGUAACUGUUUUAUGGUGUAUGACUUAGUUUUCUUACCACCCUUUUUAUCAAGUUAAGUUACAUAUCAUUUUUUUUUGGUACAAAGCCCAAAAGUACUUUUUUUUAAUUGAGCUCAGUCUCUGUUGUUAGACAUGAAUACAUACACUGCAUGGUACAUUCCAGGCAAACUUCCAACUAAAGCUGUAGCUGAAGCAUGUUGUAAGAUAGGUGCUGUGGUGAGAGAUGUAUUGACUGUUGCUGCUAGAGUGGUUAGCCAUGUUUGUGUGACAUGCUCGUGAGAGAAAAAAACGUAAAUGUGUGUAGAGAAUGUGGAAAGCUGACAAUGCGUGAGAUAGAACGACUAGAGUUGUACAAGGCUGCAAGAUUGUAAUUUAUAUGUAAUAUGAUUAUAUUAUUACAAGUUAUUACAGUGAUAUAAAUGUGGUGUAAGUAAAAUUGAAAUGUUCGCCAAUUGGCAUUAAGUUAUUGUAGACUUCCUUACAUUUCAUGUGAAGCACAUAUAUGUGUGAUAUGUGUGAUGUGUUUGCUGCUUGUCUUUGCUUUGGAUAAAAUAUCAAUUGUGCCAGCUUGCUUGUCAUAUGCUGUGAAUGAUUGUGCUAAUUAAAAAAAGACCAGUUGAUACUUGCAAGGAGGUUUAAAUCUCCUUGAUAUUUGUAAAUGAGCAACCAAAUUUCAAUGAUUGUAAUUCAUUCAAUGAAUGAAUUUCUUCACCUUCAAAGCAAUGUUUUUCAAAAUUCUGUCGUGCUUGUAUUCUUUAGCUUACAAUUUGUUUUCAAAAAUUUGUCACUGUACAAUCAUGUAUUUGUGUGCUGUACAUGUAUAUUGUAGUUAUGCUGAUGCUAGUUUGGCAACACAUUGCUGAUCGCUAUGUGCCUGGAGCUAUGUUAGCACUAAACUUGCACAUCCCACUUCUUCAAAAGCCAUGGCAGGUCAUGCCGGCAAGGUCAUAUUAAUAAUGACCACAGAAUUGAUAUUUGUCUUGACAGGGACAAAAGUAGAGGCAUAGUACAACAAAGUAAUCUCCAAGCAUGACAUUUAGAUGUAUUUACAAUAUUUAUUCAGAUAUUUACUCUAGAAGUUUACUUUCCAAAGAGAUGAUAGUAUUUUUCUUGACCACUUGGACUGUAGAGUGCUGUAUGAGCUGUAUUAGGUAUGUCCCAAACCUGGCCCAUACGAUGGGUCUGGCACACUGUUAUGAAUGCAGUGUGAUACUGUAAGCAUCCAGAAUAAAGCAAGAUGAACAA